Mercenaria mercenaria is the source of this 2819-nucleotide messenger RNA. RefSeq names its product fibropellin-1-like. Gene Ontology annotation, biological process: Notch signaling pathway. The transcript has 13 exons. Lineage: Eukaryota; Metazoa; Mollusca; Bivalvia; Venerida; Veneridae. The coding region runs from base 11 to 1477 and encodes 488 amino acids. The record is from RefSeq and is a predicted model, not a curated record. Gene Ontology annotation, molecular function: Notch binding; calcium ion binding.
AGAUGAAUGCAUGUCAUAUCCAUGCCAAAAUGGUGCUAGCUGUACAGACAACACUAAUGGUUACAAGUGCACUUGCGUGACUGGUUACAACGGUGUUAAUUGCAAAAAUGAUAUAGACGAAUGCACGACGUCUCCAUGUAAGAAUAACGCUACCUGUACGGAUCAAGUCGAUAGUUAUGCAUGUACUUGUCUUCCUGGAUAUAGUGGUAGUAACUGCGAAACUGAUAUAAAUGAAUGUGAGUCAUCUCCUUGUCAGAAUGAUGCUACAUGUACAGAUAGCAUCGAUGACUAUACCUGUAUAUGCCCUCCAGGAUAUUAUGGAUUCAACUGUGAACUCAAUGUUGAUGAAUGCAAAUCUGUACCAUGCGAAAAUGACGGAACCUGCAUUGACAGUGUCAAUGGCUACACUUGUGAAUGCGCAGCUGGAUAUAAUGGAACCAACUGUGAUCUAGACAUAAAUGAAUGUUUGUCAUCACCUUGUCGAAAUGAUGGCAACUGUACAGACAAUAUCAAUGGAUACCAAUGUGCAUGUGUGUCCGGAUACAGUGGCGUUAACUGCGAAAUCGAUACAGAUGAAUGUGCGUCAUCACCCUGUCAAAACGACGCCAACUGCACAGACAACAUUAAUGGAUACAAAUGUAUUUGUGGACACGGUUAUACUGGUGCUAACUGUGAAUUCGACAUAGAUGAAUGUGCAUCGUUACCAUGUCAAAACGAAGCCAGCUGCACAGACAAUAUUGAUUGGUAUCAAUGUAGUUGUGUACAUGGAUAUACCGGCGUAAACUGCGAAUCUGAUGUAAAUGAAUGCGCAUCUACACCUUGCCGUAAUGGCGGCAACUGUACAGACAAUAUCAACGGAUAUCGAUGUACUUGUGUGCUUGGAUAUACUGGUGUAAACUGCGAAACCGCCAUAGAUGAAUGCGUGUCUCAGCCAUGUCAGAACAACGGAACAUGCAUAGACAGAGUCAAUGGAUACACAUGUACUUGCAUGGCAGGUUAUGAUGGCAAAAAUUGUCAAAACGACAUCGACAACUGUAGUCCGAAUCCAUGCCACAAUGACGGUAAUUGCACUGACCGCAUCAACUUUUACAACUGCACGUGUUUGUCGGGUUUCUAUGGUGUCAACUGUCAGAACGUAACACUUGUAAGCGAUUUGGAUGAGAAAUCAGAGGAAACAGACAGUAGUAUUUCUAUCAUUGCGUUGAUAACUGGAGUAGUUCUCGCAAUCAUCAUUCUUACUGUCGGAGUUGUUGUGAUUAUGAAAUGGAAAGGACUUUCUGUAUUUAAUCCAAAUGGUCACUCAACACAACAACGCCCUAAUAAUGAAUCCGCUGCUGUACCGUCGACUCAAGCACACAAAAAUCCGUUGUAUUUCGGUAACGACACGUUUCUCUCUGAAGAAGCCGAAAAAGAGGAGCCUGCAACAUUUAGCACAUUUAAACCGAAUAGCGAUGCCAGAAAAACGUCAUUUGAGUAACUUAAAUGCAAUAAGACACGCACAGGAACACAUUGCAGCAGGAGACAGCAAAUGUCUUUGUUAAAGACAAUAGAUGACUAAAAUAGCUAUGACAACAAGAGCACAUCAGAAUUCAAUUACUAUAUUUGAAAUAACAUUUAUAUCUAUUUAGAGUUACUGAUUUUCUAUGGUAUUGUUUUACUUAUCUUAUUCUUUUUCUAUACUGCUUUUCAUCACUAAUACUGUUAAUAUUUCUACUGUUUUGUCAUUUAGAGGUAUCUGAAAUAAACUAUCAUUGUCUUGUUUAGUAACACAUUUACAUGAGAUGUUAGUUUGUUAUUGUUUUGACUUGACCCAAUAAUUGUUUUAUUCACUUACAAAUGUCUAUACAGUUUCUCUAAUUGCCAUAGACUUUGAAAGCGAACAACAUGGAUCCUGACCAGACUGCGCGGAUGCGCAGGCUGGUCUGGAUCCAUGCUGGUCGCGAACCCACUCUCUUGGUUUUCUCAUGGCGCGGCUCAUAUAUUGUGUAUUUGUAUAUUUGGUCUUAUAUUUCAUAGAGUUAAGAAAUUACGUACUAGUGAUUACAGUAUGAAACUACUGGUUUGUUUGAACAUUGUAUGUUUACAUUUUUAAUCCGUUAUCCAUUUUAGCAUUUAGAUUUGGCAAGGCACUUCACACCUCUUAGAGCAAUCUGAAUGUUAAUAUAUUUAAGUAAUUUAAUCAAAACAAUGUAUAAAACCAAUAUCCCUGCAGAAAAACAAGUUCAAGGCAGAGACGACGUUUUACUGCCUCUUAGUCAUUUUAUGAAUGCAAUUGCAAAUACAUUAGGCUGGAAAUAUGAAUGGUCCGAGUGCGAUAGUUAUAAACGUGUUUUCCUUGGCAAUUUGUUUUCCCGAAACACUUCUGAUGAUACCAAUUUUAGAUACAUGUCCGUCAGUUUACCAAUCGGUAGCUUGUUUAUCCCGGUUAUUGUAGAUAUGUUUACUAAUUACGGAAUACCUCGAUUGUUUAAAGAUUUUUUUCUUCUGUUUCCUUCCUGUACGCAGUGCACGGAAUAAAUCGUGGUUAGACGAUACAUACAAGAUACAUUGUUUCUCUGUUUAGAACUCGGGCCCAUCUGCUUAGCUCAAUAGGAAGAGCGCAGCUCUAUGGAUCUCAGGGUCGUAUGUUUUAUCCCCGAGUGAGGCGCAUGUUUGCCCUGACGAUUUGAUGAAAGACAUAUAGUUUGAAACUAUUUCAUCCUCCACCUGUAGUUCACGUGGAAAAGUUGGCAGUAACUUGUGUAGAACAGGUAAGUACUUUUUAACUGUAUUCCGAUACGAAACUGGAAUGCUGUUGAAAAAUAACACUAAAUCAAAAU